CAACGUUUCAUAAAGCGGCUGCGAUCUGUCAUCAUGGUUUCAUAAACGAAAUAGAGAACACUGUAACACACUUGCACAUCCUUGUCUUACAGUGUCAGAAGAAAAGAGGAACUUCUGCUGCAUGUAUGUUAAUGAAGAACACACUUCCUCGUCAGUAUGAAGGGACUGUACUUUGUCGAGCCGAUCGUUGCGAUAUAUGCGUUUGCCAGUUUUAUGAUUUACCCUUUGGUGCAGCAGUAUGUGUAUCGCAGACUGUGGCUGGAGAUCACCAACUCAUCGUAUCCCGUGUCCGACAACACUUCCCGAUGUGCUAACACCAGCAGCAAUCAGACCAGCCAGCAAAAUGAGGUGCAGAAAGCAGCUUCUCUGUUUUCCAUGUACAGUGAUUUGUUUUCCAUGAUCCCCAGUCUCUUGAUGACUCUUCUCCUAGUGGCCUACAGUGAUCAGCGUGGGCGUAAGAUCACCAUUAUUAUGCCCCUCAUCGGGGGUCUGAUCUACACACUUUCCUUCCUGGCAGUCUCCUACUUUGAACUAAACCUCUACCUCCUAAUAGCUGCCUCCUUCGUGAGUGCCCUUUUUGGUGGUAUUGGCACCAUGCUGGGUGGCUGCUUCUCCUAUGUGGCCGAUUUGUGCGAGGACGGCAAGCAGAAAACUCUUCGCAUGGCCGUUGUGGACAUGGUGAUCGGCUUAUUGGCAGGCGUGGCAUCAAUCUCUACUGGCUACUUCCUGCGAGCUGCUGGAUUCAACUGGCCAUUCUUCACAUCAGCCAUGUUCCAGGUGGUUAACUUACUAUAUGCCAUCUUCAUUUUGGAAGAAACCAAGGUGAUUGACCAGUCAGAGACUGUGGCUUGUUGCCGGGUCCUGCAUAAACUUGUAUCAGGGAUCUAUAACCUGUUUGCUGGGGAAAACAGGAAAAGAAGUUGGAUUCUUGUGCUGAUGAUUGUAAUAUUUUCCACUCUUUCAUUUGCCAAUACUGGGGGUUUGUCCGUGAUCACUCUCUAUGAACUCAAUAAGCCGCUUUGCUGGAGUGAGAUACUUGUCGGCUAUGGCUCUGCGGCUUCCCUCACCGUCUUCCUCACCAGUUUUGUUGGUGUGUAUGUUUUCUCACGCUGUCUGUCUGACAUGGCCAUUGUAUUCAUCGGAAUGCUGUCAGUCGUUAUAGCCAUGGUGAUGGUAGCCUUCGCAAAGACUACAGUCAUGAUGUUCCUUGUGAGGAUUCCUUCAAUGUUUGCUGUCAUGCCGUUCCCCGUUCUGCGUUCAAUGAUGUCAAAGGUUGUCUCAAAGUCCGAGCAGGGAGUGCUUUUUGCCUGUGUGGCUUGUACUGAAAACCUGAGUACUAAUGUGGCCUCCACAGUUUUUAGCAGUAUCUAUGCGGCCACUGUAGCAUGGUGCUCUGGAUUUGUCUUUCUAUUGGGUGCUGGACUCUGCCUCAUUCCUAUGACUCUACUGGGCAUCCUAAGAUGUUUCCAUCCAGUGGAUUCUAAUGAGACUGAAGCACUCAUAUCAGAUGAUGGGACUGAAACCUCAGAUGAUGCACCUGUAGCUUAAAAAGCUAUAUAGGGAGUUCAUAUACCCCAGUCAUUCACCUCAAUUCCCCUGUGCGAGACUCUGAGUAGGUACAGUUCACACAGGAGAUAAACUGAGAACUGGAUGCAAAUGUGAACACGUGGCUACUCUCUUCAAGCCAAAGUUUUUGAGUAUUUUGAGUCACUGCCGUGAAGUGUGAGGUUUUUACUGAAAUUUAGUAUAUUCAGUAAAUAUGCAGUAUAGAAAUGGAUGAUUUAAGGAAGAACCACAGACACUGUGAUUAGGAAAUUAUAUUAAGUUAUAUUAGGGAAAUUUUGUAAAAGAGGAAAGACUAUAUAAAGUAAUAUUAAUCUUAGCAAAAAUGACCUGAAGUUUGGGCUACUGUGCAUUAAUUUUUUGUUUUGUAUAAACAUUUUGUAUUUUUGAAUACAUAUGCAUAACAUUUACAAAGCAUUUCACUUCAAAAGAACCACAAAAUCCUUUUAAUUUGUCACCUUAUUUUCAUCCUCAAAUUGUUGAAUUUCAAUUCUGUCACUAAGCUGUGACCUGCCAUUCCAGUUUUAUGGGCUUUUAUAAGAUUUGAAUGGACUGUUGUUUCCUGUCUGCCCUUAGCUUUUUUCACAAACUUUGUUUAAGUGAUCUGGAUCCGAUCAUAAAUUAUCGAUUUUAGAGGGCAGGCCAGUGCAGUCAAGUGCCUGCCUCACACUUGAACUCCUACACACUGAAACCCUCACAUAUUUGAGCAUACAUUAUAGGAAUACCUACUGAACUACUUCAAUAAACCAGUUCACCUUUUUCAUUCACACAAAUACACUCAAACAAACCCACCUGUCUGUUUACUUGUGUAUGACUUUGAUAUUUUGUUUGAAUAAAACUAGUAUCUGAA
Messenger RNA from Myxocyprinus asiaticus (Chinese sucker), 2413 nucleotides. Its product is annotated as solute carrier family 46 member 3-like. The transcript has 6 exons. Gene Ontology annotation, biological process: vacuolar transmembrane transport. The record is from RefSeq and is a predicted model, not a curated record. Gene Ontology annotation, cellular component: lysosomal membrane. Gene Ontology annotation, molecular function: transmembrane transporter activity. Bases 157 to 1548 code for a protein of 463 amino acids. NCBI's taxonomy places the organism in Eukaryota, Metazoa, Chordata, Actinopteri, Cypriniformes, Catostomidae.